AUGAAGGUCAGUAGUGAAACCCGAGAGGAGGUUGUAUUGCAAAGUUCAGAUAAUAGUAAUUUGAAGUUUAUUUCUGAUAGUGGCAGUAUGCCACAUUCAUCGUCUUACGAAGAUUUGGAUAAACCGGUUUGUAAUAAUUGUCUUACCUCUAAGACGCCAUUGUGGAGAAGAGAUGAAUUUGGAUCAAUAUUAUGUAAUGCAUGUGGGUUAUUUUUGAAAUUACACGGGAAACCACGACCAGUUUCACUAAAGACUGAUGUGAUAUUGAAGAGAAAUAGGAUACCAUCUAAUGCGAGAUCAUCCAAAGCAGAUGUCAAAGAUGAUUCUGAUAGUUCGGUGUGUGGUACGGGUACUCCCGGCGAUGGCAACAAAAAGAGGAAAAAUGCAUCCAUUUCACUCGAUAGUAGUAGUCGUGAGAACAAUAAAAUUAAGAACCCAACGACGGCACACGACUUGAGAAUAUUGAAUCUUAUGCAGAUGGAAAGUAUAAAACCAAAAUUAAAGCCAAAGCUACCUAGACCAAGUUCUGGCAGGACAGAAUUUGGGACGCCAUCGGAGAAUCAUAGUCGGAACAAUAGUUAUGAUUCAGGGACUGUUAGCGACCUUAACUCUUCUGAAAAUUCAUCGACAGAUGAGUCUCAUUAUAACUUGACGGUACCGCAAUUAAAUAAACAAGACACCAAAAUACAUUUGCUUCCAAGUGCGCACCAACAUAAUCAAAAGAAAAAACCAGAGUAUUAUAACCAACAUAAUCAUCAUAAUCAUCGUAAUACUGCUAAUAAGCUGCCUGGUCUACAGUCAUUGAUACGAGACGUUGAGAAGAGCACAAGCAACACCUCGUUGUAUGGUGACUCAAGACCACAAUCUGAAGCUGAUUACAUAUUGAACCACCCAACUAAGCUGGUACCAAACCCCAAACUAACAUCAGAUGAUACUGUUGUAUCCAACAAUACCACACUUCUUAUGGACACGUCGGGAAAACCAGAUAGUCUCCUUCAUUUGAGGACAGUACUCCAGUAUGAAGAAGAGAUUAUUAGAUUGAAAUCCAAAAUAAAUGAACUUGAAUCAGUGAAACAUCUUUAUAAGAAGCAUAUAGAUCAAUUGGAUAAGAAAUGCGGUGACCUCGAGAUAAAGCUCCGGGAAAGUGACACCGCCACACAAAACAGCAUAAAAGAAAUCAUAUAG
Messenger RNA from Tetrapisispora phaffii CBS 4417, 1185 nucleotides. RefSeq lists its product as uncharacterized. NCBI's taxonomy places the organism in Eukaryota, Fungi, Ascomycota, Saccharomycetes, Saccharomycetales, Saccharomycetaceae. The coding region runs from base 1 to 1185 and encodes 394 amino acids. Gene Ontology annotation, molecular function: RNA polymerase II cis-regulatory region sequence-specific DNA binding; DNA-binding transcription factor activity, RNA polymerase II-specific; zinc ion binding. The record is from RefSeq and is a predicted model, not a curated record. Gene Ontology annotation, biological process: positive regulation of transcription by RNA polymerase II; negative regulation of transcription by RNA polymerase II. The transcript has a single exon.